Molecule: messenger RNA, 1836 nt
Organism: Eruca vesicaria subsp. sativa (arugula)
Lineage: Eukaryota; Viridiplantae; Streptophyta; Magnoliopsida; Brassicales; Brassicaceae
Source: the annotation of a GenBank genome assembly
AAGCAAAGGAAUUAUCUCUGUCUCUCAGUUUUCUUCUGGAGGUUAAAGAAAACCAUAAAAAGACAUUUCUUCUUCUCUGUAGCUUUUAUCUUUGAAGUUUGGUUUCUGGAGAAGACAAAAGGUUUCUACUUUUUGUAAGAGUUCGAGAUCAUUCAGAAAUAGUUUAGGCGGUCUUGUCAACUCAAGUUUCAUAAAAAACUUUGCGAGCCUUUAAUUCGGAUUGGAUUCUUAAGUUUGGUGAUGAUGGAUAUGGAGCUUAAGCAGAUGUUGAAGAGUCUAUGUUUCAGCCAUGGAUGGUCUUAUGCUGUCCUUUGGUGUUAUGAUCCUUUUAAUCCUAUGUUAUUGAGACUUGAAGUAGCACACAAUGAUGAGCAAUCAGCCGCGCUCGUUGAUGAUAUGAUUCUCCAGACUCAUGUCUUAGGUCAAGGCAUCGUGGGUGAAGCUGCUCUGACCGGCAACUACCAAUGGCUGUUCUCAGACACUCUUGUUCAGUGUGAGCAUGAGUUUCAGAAUCAGUUUCUCUCUGGCUUUAAGAGUAUCGCAAUCAUUCCAGUAGGAUCAAGCGGCGUUGUUCAGUUAGGAUCUACUCAAAAGAUUGUUGAGAGCGCAGAGAUGGUGGAGGAAACAACAAGAGCUUUGGAAGAAAUGAAACCAGAACAGCCGGUGGUAGAUCUUGAUAGUUUGUUCGAGUCUCUAGCACCAUUGGGAAGCAGUGGGAUUGCCCCUCCUGAUACUUUAAGUUUUGAUGACAUCUUCACUGAAGACAGUAAUCUUCCUUUUUUGCUCAGCCCUAUCUCCGAUAAACCAGCAUCUCUAAAACCUUCUUCUUCAGACAUUAAUGGAGAUGAUGAUUCUGUGUUUGACAUUCUCAACUCUUACUCUCUGGACGACUUGUGCCAGUUGCUAGCUGAUUCACCAGAACAGAAUUUCUCAUCAGGAGGUGACCAGGAAAUCGUGAUCCAAGGAAACGACAAAGAUCUUUUUGACAUUUUGGGGAUCCAUUCCUAUGAUUCUGGAUUUGGUGCAAUGCCUCAGCAAAAAGGACUAUUCUCUGAGCUCAUAAGCACUAGCCUUAGCAACAGCACUAGUUGUCUCACAAAUGUGCAAGAAGACUCUUAUUCUGGCCUCAAUCAGAGCAAGAGACGGAAACUUGAAACAUCAACAAGCUCAAGCUUAUUCAUGACUCAGGCAGAAGAGACACUAUCAACACCUCUUGAUCCUCCCCAGUGGAUUGAUGAGGACAGAUCAAGCGUUGCAGGCAACUGGAAGAAACCUCAAGAAGAUGAAGGAGUGAAGAAGAAGGAGAAAAGAGCAAGGAAACCAAGGCCUAAAGACAGGCAGAUGAUACAAGACCGUAUCAAGGAGCUACGAGGGAUGAUUCCAAAUGGAGCAAAAUGUAGCAUUGAUACACUGCUUGAUCUGACGAUAAGACACAUGAUGUUCAUGCAAAGCAUCGCCAAGUACGCUGAUCAACUCAAACAACCCUACGAGCCUAAGCUGGUGAAGGAGAAGGAGAGAACAUGGGCAUUGGAAGUUGGGGAUGAUGAUUCGGUGGUAUGUCCGAUCAUCGUGGAGGAUUUGAAGCCGCAAGGACAAAUGCAGAUAGAGAUGGUGUGCCAGGAAAAUGGGGAUGAGUUUCUUGAAAUUGCACACGUGGUGAGAGGUCUUGGAUUAAACAUACUAAAGGGAGUGAUGGAAACGAGACAGGGAAGGAUAUGGGCACACUUGAUCGUUGAGGCAAAGCCACCACAACAUGUGACAAGGCUUCAACUCUUUUACUCACUUGUUCACCACCUCUUUCACUCCCCUUCUUCCCAAUCCCACCACCAAACAUGA